GCCGCGCCGCCAUGAGCUACUGGGCCCGCACAGUGGACCCUUCGUUCAGCGCACCGGAGCCGAGCUUCGAGCCGAUCCGUGCUGAGCUGGUGGCCGGCCCGCCGCCCGACAGCCCGGUCCGCGGCCGGUGCACGAGCGUGGCGGUGCGCGGCUGCCGCUGUGUGGGUCUCGUGCUGCUGGUGCUCAUUGUGUGGCUGAUCGGGGCGCACUUCUGGUCGGUUCAUAACAGGAGAGCGGCGGCGGAGGAGGACAAGACACGGGUGCAGGCGGUAGCCGUGGUGGACGUGGUGGUGUACUACGAGGCUUUCUGUCCAGACAGCCGCUCCUUUAUCUCCGACCAGCUGUGGCCGGCCUACCAAAGGAUGCCCGACACGCUGCGGGUCGAGCUCGUGCCUUACGGAAAGGCAAAGACUCAGCCACCGACGGAGGCGACGGGCGGCGCUCCGACCUUUUCCUGCCACCACGGUGCCGACGAGUGCCGCGCCAACCUGGUACACGCCUGUGGCCUGCGGCUGGCCGAGCGGCCGCCACAGGGCGUCCGGUUUGUCGUCUGUCUGCUGAAGGAGAUGAGGCCGGCGCUGUUCGAACAGCACGCGGCGCAGUGCGCCAGCUCCAGCGGUCUCUCGUGGUCGGCUGUCAGCGCAUGCGCAGACGGCGGGGUCAUCAGUCAGGUGAUGGAGCGGUAUGGAGAGCGAACAGAGGCGCUCCGGCCUCGACUCAGCUUCGUGCCCACAGUCACCGUCAAUGGGAGUCAAGACCGGCAAGAGGAAAUGCGGUCAUAUUUUCUUGGCUUCGUGUGUAAGUGGUAUCAGGACAGUAACGGUGAAAAGCUGUCUGGAUGUCCGUAGGUCGGAUCGACCACACCUCUCCGCUCUCAAUCACACCUCUCAGCGACUCUCACCGGGGUUCCCGGUCGGUCAGUCACAAGUUCAUACUAUCACGCGUCACGACCGCCAUCCGACCUGUCUGACACACAGCAGUCAUCACUUCACCGCUCCACAGGUAGAGCUCAUCGUACGGGCAGGUCGAAAUACUCAGCUUCACUGGGAAUCGAUCCUUCACUGGGAAUCGAUCCCGGGCUAGACGAAGGACGAAAGAUCAAUGAUCACUUCGAAUGUGAUACCCAGAUGACUAACUCAGAGUUUAUUGGACUCUUGUUGACCAAGUAGCCGUGCGGAGUGAUGGAUCAAUCGUGAAUGAUGGCGUCACGGUGGAUGACGUCAUAAUGAUCUGAGCGAAGAGGUAUACCACAGAGUCCGUUCUGCUACUUUUGUUUUUCAACAGUAUGUGAGGAACUAUCGAUUUAUUUAUUUUUUACAUUUAUGAUUUAUCAGUUAGUUAUGACCAAUCUUGUACAUACUGCUGCACAGAAAAGGUUCCUUAUCAUUCACAUUUCAUCAGAAUGCACGCUAGUGUUGCAUUGCUUUUGCUUACAAAAGUCGUCAUCCAUUGUGAUGAGGUUUGUUCCAAAAGCAAGAUCUCGCUCUACAAUGAAUAAGCAGAUUUUACUUACAAUAUUUCACUAAAGACCCUGCAUGAAAUUAGUGCAUAAGAUUAUCUAAAUCAUUCACCUUUAAGACGUCUCUACGAAAAAAACACUUGUUUUAGUCGCCGAACGAUGAAAUCUUGACUUUUUGUAUUACCUCAGCGAACUCAGACGUUGCUAUCUUCUUUCUGUUCCCUGAUUACUCCGAAGUAUAGGUGAUUUUAUGAGUUAACAUUCCAAGGCAUAUGUAUUUCACUCUCAAGUGAACCGAGUCGCAAAGGCGCCGGGUGACAGUCCUACCCAACAAUGGGCGGCGAGAAAUAGGCACGCUGUGAGAAAACAUUCCAUGGAUGCCAACUAGCAUCCUAGGACCAAUGCAGUCCUUCCUCUCACGCUUGUGAGAAAUUGUGCGGGAGACUGACUUCUUGUGGAGCAUUUAGAAAUGCGAAUCUCAUCUGCACUGGCGGAUCCAAAACGGUAGGUAGCUCCUGCAGUGGGAGGGGGCGAAUUUCCCGAAAAGUGUCUCCAAUUUCCAAAAACUCCUCGGAUUUUGGUUGUUGAUGCGUUGUUUUGCUUUUAAAGACAAACUUACCGAAUAGAAGCUGCUAGCUUUUCUUAUUAUGCAUUAGAAAAACAGCAAAAUUUAUGUCUUAUGCCUCAAGGCACCCACCAAGGAUCUCAUCUUCAGCGCUUAUAUUGUAAUUGAAUAUGCGUCGGCCAGAUUUGUGGAGAUAUUAUCGAUGCUGAUAUUAUUGUUGUUAUAUCGUUAUAAAAUACAGAAUUUGCGCCAUUACUACGGUUGAGCAGUACACUGAAGUAUACAUAUGUUGUGAUGAAGCGUAUGUGUCACACACAAUAUUGAUUCUAUGACGUGUUCAUGAUAAGCAAUGCAGAUAACUAUUUUUGCCCGUCUGCUUCAACAGAGAAUAAAGCAUAAGGCGAUGUUGUCCAAUUAAAUCCGUCGCCUAUAAAGUAAAUGUCGAAGCGUCCAAUAGCGAGAAGUUAAGUUCACUUACCCUUUACAAAUUAAUGCCAAGGUAGGCAUUAAUGUUUGUUUGAUUGAAUAAUAGCUUUAUGUGGGUACGUAGGUAUCUGUGUGCUUUGGUUCACGCAUGACUGGAGAUAUGAUCAAGUGAGAUGUCACCGUGCAGUUUUUACCCGUCUCCCGACUGCAUUGGAACACAUGAAUUGGGACACAAGUUAGUUAAAUUGAAGUCAUUUCAAGCUCAAAGAUAAAAUACCAGGACAAAAUGUUUUGUUGCGCUACAGGAACUUUGUGUCUGAGCUACAGAAUCGAUUUGGAGGUCUCUGAAUACCGAGGUCUAUAUUUCAUCACAUGCACAGUCAAAUGCUUUAAUAUUUAUCCGUGUUUAUGAAAGAACACAGUGUCUGAUCACCUGUAAGUAUUUCAUGUUAAAUAAUUGGUAUCGGUACACUGUGCGUUCAAAUGUAAACUGUACAAAAUGGUAAUGUUCACGGAGAGGUGUUGUUGUUGUCUGCGCGUGUGACAGUGUCGGCGCUCGCUCGUCACGGACACGGUGUGUAAGUCACGGUUCGUGACAUUUCGUGAUGUAAGCUGAGCGGCAUGUCCGUGAGCCAUAUCUUUCCUGUUCUGAAGUCACUCGACACAUAUUAACUGUUCCGAAACACCCAGCGACUUCUGACGCUCCAGAGUCGAGCUGCGUUGUACAUAUGUAUCACAUGCGUACCAUAUACCGUGCUCGUGCGUGUUUGAAAUGUUGUGAUGAUGUUGGUUCAGUGAUCGGAUUAUUUCUAAUGAAUGUGUAAAACGUAAUAAAACCACACUCCAGCCG
This is a messenger RNA of Amphibalanus amphitrite, 3300 nucleotides long. RefSeq names its product gamma-interferon-inducible lysosomal thiol reductase-like. Bases 12 to 848 code for a protein of 278 amino acids. Gene Ontology annotation, molecular function: oxidoreductase activity, acting on a sulfur group of donors, disulfide as acceptor. The record is from RefSeq and is a predicted model, not a curated record. The transcript has 6 exons. NCBI's taxonomy places the organism in Eukaryota, Metazoa, Arthropoda, Thecostraca, Balanomorpha, Balanidae.